Daucus carota subsp. sativus is the source of this 1164-nucleotide messenger RNA. RefSeq names its product CRIB domain-containing protein RIC6. The transcript is spliced from 5 exons. Lineage: Eukaryota; Viridiplantae; Streptophyta; Magnoliopsida; Apiales; Apiaceae. The record is from RefSeq and is a predicted model, not a curated record. The coding region runs from base 286 to 1011 and encodes 241 amino acids.
AGUUAACCCGAAGUCAGAACCUUUGUGUUACUCAAUCAAAAUCAUAAUUCCAUUUCAUUCUACACCACUCUUUCUCGUUCCCUCUUCCAGGUUUUCCCACCACUUAGCUAGAAUAUGAACGAAAUCUGCAACGUUUGAAGGGCCAAAACCUGUUGGCGCCAUCACGCGUUGCAGAACUGGUUGAACCGUUCUAAUUUUUUCAGAUUUGAAGCUGAAAUUGGUUGCAUUCUAGCAGUGAGGAAACACAUUCAGCCAGAGAGGAUUAAAUAGACAUAGUUCGCGAAUAUGUACAUUCAAAGGGCACCAAGAAUGAAGGGGGUUCUGAAAGGCCUUAAAAAAAUUACUCAAAUCUUUGAUGAAGAGAAGGAAAAGGAAAUGCAGAUUGGUUUACCAACAGAUGUAAAGCACGUCGCGCAUAUAGGAUUGGAUGGACCGUCAGCUGAAUCUCCAAGCUGGAUGAACAAGUAUAAAGGACCGGAAAAGGCUGCAUCAGCUCCACUCGACUCCAAAGGGGAAGCAGUACAACAGAGAGCGCGAUCAGCUCCUCUUGACAUCAACGGAAAUUCCAUAGGCUCCAUAGAUUCCCCGAGCCAAGAGCCGAACAGAGACAUGCCAAAUAUUCCAAAGGCGUCAAGGAGACGAUAUUCAGCAGAUAAUCUGACAAUUGAAACCAAAGACUUGGCCACCAAAUCAAAGGGAUCAAGGAGACACCGCAGGAAAAACUCCUCCGAAGGGAGUGUUGGUAAAUCAGGCAGGCGAAGAAGUCAAAGAAAGAACUCGGGAUCUUCUGAUCGUGAGGGUAGUAGUAAUUCAAGUUGUAGCAUUGGUUACGAGUUAGCAUCACCAAUACCAUCGCCAUCAAGUCCAACGCCAAGAAAUCUACCUGACAUUCCAAAGAGUUCGCGACGAAGGAAAUCCAGAAAAUCAAGAGCAAGUAGUGGUAAUGAGAGUACUCAAAACUCCUCGAGCCGAAAUCCUCCCUUGGUAGUAGAAGAGGCAGAAAGGGAAUAAGUGGUCAUCCGGAAGGAAGUGCUUGAUUAUACUUUUUUUUUUUUUUUUGAUUUUUUUUCUUUAGUUUUGAUGAAUGAAUUCUUCGUUGGGGAUGCGAAAUAUUCAACAUCUUCACUGAUUUUGUUUGUAUAAAUAAAAUCCCAGUUAUGCUUU